AUGACAAUCAACUUGCUCAUUGAGAAGUGUCGUGAAUGGGAUCUUCCUCUGCACAUGGUCUUCAUCGACUUCAAGAAGGCAUUUGACAGCAUCAAAUUUGUUUGCAUUUGGAGGGCACUGGAAGAAUGUGGAGUAGACGAAUGCACAGUGAGAAUGAUCCAGCAACUUUACGCUGCCGGUCGCUCAUACUUAUGCCUGGGAUCAAGUCAAGUGGAGUUUGAAGUCCAACGAGGAGUCCGACAAGGAGACUCACUCUCGCCUUCUCGCCUUUACUGUUUGUUCUUACUCUGCAAUGGUGUCUGA
Bursaphelenchus xylophilus (pine wood nematode) is the source of this 303-nucleotide messenger RNA. NCBI's taxonomy places the organism in Eukaryota, Metazoa, Nematoda, Chromadorea, Rhabditida, Aphelenchoididae. The record is from the annotation of a GenBank genome assembly.